GGGGAACUGCGCAGGCGCCGGCGCCACGUGGUUCGCGCAGGAGCCCCUCCGUUCCCAUCAUGCUGCUCCAGAGCUCCUGGGCUGUGCUGCUCCUCGGCGCCACUGCUGGGUUUUUGGGGUGGCUGGGCCUUGCUGCCCUCCCAGAGAAGGAGGAGCUCUGGGAGACCUGGAUGAGGUCAGCACUGGAGGAGACCCCCGUGGCCCAGCUGGUGCAGGACAUCUCCCGCCGGAUGGGGAACCUGAGCAGCCGUGGGGCUGCAGAGCUCCGGGGUGGACACCAGGUUGUCCCACCCAGCCUCCACCAGGAGCAGGAAAGACCUCGGGGUGUUCAUCCCCAGCCAGAGAGCAUCCUGCUCCUUCAGGAGGUGAUGGAGAAGCUGCAGAGGGUCAACCAGAGCCUGGAGCUGAUGCUGACAGCCUUGGAAGAUGCACGAAGCCGGCUGGAAAAGCACCUGGAGCACCUCAAAUCCAUCCCUGCCCCGGAUGGUCAGAGCCAAAGUGUCACCUCCUCCUGCAUCCCGCACGGCUCAUACUUGGCACUCCUGGUUCUCCCGCUGGUGCCGCCGCCAUUCCGGCCCAUCCUUCUCCUCCUCUUCCUCGCUUCCCGUGCCCUCGGCGUUCCAGCAACCUCCACUCUCCUGGUCCUUGCUGCAGCAGGGCAUUGGGUGGCAUCCGCCUGCCGCGGUGCCGGAAGGAUCUGGCCAGUGGUUCCACAGGAAAAGGCUCGGUACCGGCUCACCUCCACCCCGGAGAGGGAAUGCGACAUGGAGCUGCUGCAAGAGGAGCUGGACAGGAUGGAGAUGAGCUGCCUGCAAAGUGAGAGGUGCCCACAAGAGCCCUCGCACCUGGAGCAGCCCCAAGAGGUGGCCGGGGACAUUCCCAAAUUCACAGGGCAGGUGUCACCCAACCCUGGUGGCCAGAGGACAGCACCGAGCCCGUGUGAGGUGACACCGGAGCCGGUCAUGGAUGCUGGGAAGCUCUGGGAGCCCAAACCCUGCAGCCCGAGGGCCAACAUGUCCCCGUGCCUGGGGCUCACCAGGGCUGGGCAGCGGUGCCGGAAGAAGGCGAUUCCUGGGCUGGAAUUCUGCCACAUCCACACCACUGGCAGUAGCUUGGCCAUGGAUUCAUCCCCCCGUUUUUGACCCUCUACCCCCUCCCUGAGGGGUUUUUAAUCC
Molecule: messenger RNA, 1175 nt
Organism: Passer montanus (Eurasian tree sparrow)
Lineage: Eukaryota; Metazoa; Chordata; Aves; Passeriformes; Passeridae
Exons: 11
Coding region: 60-1142 (360 amino acids)
Source: RefSeq, a predicted model, not a curated record